AUGACCUGUUUAGAUUUUACCGCAAGUCAGGACGACAAUCGGGAGAAACCACCCUUCAUCUGCGACGUCUGCAACCGGAGUUUCGCCCGGAAGAACGCGCGCACUUCGCACGUGAGGAUCCACGCCCGGACGGGCUACGAGUGCACGGACUGCGGCCGCCGCUUCUCGAACUCGUCCCACCUGUCUCGUCACCGGAGGGUCCACCUCGAGGACUCGGAGUGGUUCGUGUGCCCCGAGUGCUGGGCGGGCUUCGCCAGGAAGGACGUGAUGCAGCGGCACAUGCUCUCGCACACCGGGGAGAGGCCCUACGCGUGUCGCGUCUGCGGCGACGUGUUCACCCAGCGCGUGAGUGCCAGGAGGCACGAGAAGAACUCUCACGGCGUAGAGUGA
Rhipicephalus sanguineus (brown dog tick) is the source of this 390-nucleotide messenger RNA. Its product is annotated as zinc finger protein 2. The record is from RefSeq and is a predicted model, not a curated record. The transcript has 2 exons. NCBI's taxonomy places the organism in Eukaryota, Metazoa, Arthropoda, Arachnida, Ixodida, Ixodidae. Gene Ontology annotation, cellular component: nucleus. Bases 1 to 390 code for a protein of 129 amino acids.